AUGGCUGGCGAACUCGUCCUUUUGACUGGAAGUUCAGGUCACGUCGGGUACCGGACACUGAUCGAGGCGCUGGCCAAAGGCUACAAAGUCCGAGCCGCGGUUCGAUCUGAAAGCAAGAUUGCGCAGAUCAAAGCUGCCAAACCAACUCAGCCAUAUCUCGAGCAGCUGACCUUUACCAUUGUGCCGAAUAUAGAGAAAAAUGGUGCUUUCGACCAGGCCGUGCAGGGUGUCGACUACAUUGUGCACGCUGCCUCUCCUCUGGCAAGACCUACUGAUGACGACGAGGCCAACAUAAUCCAGCCCGCUAUCCGGGGCACACUCAGCAUUCUCUACUCGGCCUUGAAGCAACCAUCCGUGAAGCGGGUAGUCAUCACCUCUUCGAUUGUCGCAGUGAACCCCGACUCGCCAACGGGGCCUUUCACCGCCGACAACGUCGAGCCCGACCCGCACGGACCAUACCAUCACGUCUUCGCAGCAUAUUCUGCCAGCAAGAAGCUCGCUUAUAACCGCACCCGAGAUUUCAUUGCCCGGGAAAAGCCACAAUUCACGGUGGUUCACAUCAUGCCAAGCUUUGUCAUCGGGCCAAAUGAGCUGGCAACUACACCAGACACCGUUCUGUCUGGUUCAAACGCUAUUGCCCUGGGUGUCCUUUUCGGUGCCAAGAACCCCGGCGGAUUGCCAGGUGCCACUGUUCACACGGACGAUGUCGCUUUUCUGCAUAUCGCCGCAUUAGAGCCCAAGGUGCAGGGCAACAGAAACUUCGGCGCCAACUUCGAUGUCAACGGUAUCAAAUGGGAUGAAGCCAUCGAUAUCGUGAAGAAACAUUUCCCGACGGAAGUGGAGAAGGGAGUGUUUCCUCUUGGGGGAAGCCAAACGUCGCUGCCUUUUCCAUUCGACGCGAGUGAGAGUGAGAAAUUCUUUGGUUUCAAGUUCAAGGAUUUCGAGACGCAGAUUGUGGAUAUCGCGGGGUAUUAUGCGAAGGUGGCUGCCGGCAAAGUAUGA
Messenger RNA from Cladophialophora carrionii CBS 160.54, 1002 nucleotides. RefSeq lists its product as uncharacterized. The record is from RefSeq and is a predicted model, not a curated record. Gene Ontology annotation, molecular function: oxidoreductase activity, acting on the CH-OH group of donors, NAD or NADP as acceptor. The transcript has a single exon. NCBI's taxonomy places the organism in Eukaryota, Fungi, Ascomycota, Eurotiomycetes, Chaetothyriales, Herpotrichiellaceae. Bases 1 to 1002 code for a protein of 333 amino acids.